AUACUGGCAGAGUUAACUGGUAAGAAGUCAGGCUGUGCUAAAGGAAAAGGUGGUUCGAUGCAUAUGUAUGCUCCAAAUUUUUAUGGCGGGAACGGUAUUGUGGGAGCUCAGGUGCCAUUGGGGGCUGGGAUUGCAUUCGAAUUGAAAUAUAACAAUAAGGACAAUAUUUGCAUUACCUUGUAUGGAGAUGGUGCAGCCAACCAAGGACAAGUGUUUGAAGCAUAUAACAUGGCUGCCUUGUGGAAACUCCCAGUCAUUUUUGCCUGUGAAAACAACCGCUAUGGGAUGGGAACUGCCGUCCAUCGCUCAUCAGCGUCCACUGAGUAUUACACCAGAGGGGACUACAUUCCUGGAGUUUAUGUUGAUGGUAUGGACGUGCUUGCAGUGAGAGAGGCUACUAGAUGGGCCAAGGAGUACAUACUGGCUGGAAAUGGACCUCUGGUAAUGGAACUGGAUACAUAUCGUUACUAUGGACACAGUAUGAGUGAUCCUGGGAAGAGGUACAUUAAAUAGCAGUACAAUAAUAGUUAUA
Amphimedon queenslandica is the source of this 532-nucleotide messenger RNA. RefSeq names its product pyruvate dehydrogenase E1 component subunit alpha, somatic form, mitochondrial-like. The annotation marks the transcript as partial. NCBI's taxonomy places the organism in Eukaryota, Metazoa, Porifera, Demospongiae, Haplosclerida, Niphatidae. Gene Ontology annotation, molecular function: pyruvate dehydrogenase (acetyl-transferring) activity. Gene Ontology annotation, biological process: pyruvate decarboxylation to acetyl-CoA. The transcript is spliced from 5 exons. The record is from RefSeq and is a predicted model, not a curated record.